Messenger RNA from Daucus carota subsp. sativus, 1471 nucleotides. Its product is annotated as serine carboxypeptidase 1-like. Lineage: Eukaryota; Viridiplantae; Streptophyta; Magnoliopsida; Apiales; Apiaceae. Gene Ontology annotation, biological process: proteolysis. The transcript has 7 exons. Gene Ontology annotation, molecular function: serine-type carboxypeptidase activity. The record is from RefSeq and is a predicted model, not a curated record. Gene Ontology annotation, cellular component: vacuole.
AUGACAAAGAUUAGAGCCCUUUUAUAUUUGUCUUUGCUAUGCCUUUUUGCUUCUGUACAAUGUUACAGAGGACAUGAGAAUAACCCUUUUGCAAAACGUAUUAAGGCGCGGAAUUUGAGAAGGGCGUCUAUUUUUCAGGAUGAGAUUCAGAAAGUUGAGUAUUCACCGGUGUACAUUGGACCCCAAGAUGGACUGAAGGAGGCUGACAAGGUAGAAUCAUUGCCAGGGCAACCUGAUGGAGCAACUUUUGAUCAGUACUCAGGUUAUGUCACCGUUGAUCCUGUUGCUGGAAGAGCACUUUUCUACUAUUUGGCACAGUCCGAAAAUUCAUCUAGCCAGCCCCUGGUUCUAUGGCUAAAUGGAGGACCUGGUUGUUCUUCGUUUGGAACUGGAGCAAUGAUGGAACUUGGGCCAUUUAGAGUCAACAGUGAUGGCGAAACAUUAUCCCAGAACAAGUAUGCUUGGAACAAUGAGGCAAAUAUGUUAUUCCUGGAAUCCCCAGCUGGUGUUGGAUUUUCAUAUUCUAACACAACAUCAGAUUAUGUAACUGGAGAUUCGAGAACUGCAGCUGAUGCUUAUACAUUUAUGAUGAACUGGCUACAGAGAUUUCCCGAAUACCAAACCCGGGAUUUCUUUAUUGCUGGAGAGGACUAUGCAGGACACUAUAUUCCUCAAUUAGCUCAACUAAUUCUUCAAAACAACAAGAUCACGAACCAAACUGUCAUUAAUCUAAAAGGAAUUGCUAUUGGAAAUGCAUAUAUAAACGACGAGACAGACCUGGCUGGAAUCCUAGAAUAUUAUUGGACACAUGCUCUAAUAUCUGAUGAAGUUCAUAUGGGGAUCACCUUGAAUUGCAACUUUACAGUAGGUGCAAAUAUUUCAGAUACAUGUGGAACCUAUCUUGAUCAAAUAAACACAGAUGGUAUCUUCCCUUACGAUAUAUAUGCCCCUUGGUGUGGCUCCUCAAUUGGUUCACCAUCUACAUCAAGAUUUGAUCCGUGCACAGAUACGUAUAUCAAGUAUUGUUACUACUGUCCAAAAAUGGCCAAAAUUAUUACUCUAACUAAUUAGCCACAUUAACCUUGUUGUAGCGAAUUAAUUGAUAAUCAAUGGACGGAUUCCCCAGAAACGGUGUUGCCUAUUAUUAAGGAACUCAUGAGCAGUGGCAUCAGUGUUUGGCUAUACAGCGGAGACACAGAUGGUGUAGUGCCAGUGGCAGCAACACGAUACGCGAUAGACUCUCUUCAAAGACUUGUUAAAACUCCAUGGUACCCCUGGUACACUCAAGCUGAGGUGGGAGGAUACGCAAUUGAAUAUGAAAAUCUGACAUUUGUGACGGUAAGGGGAUCAGGACAUUAUGUUCCAAGUUACCAGCCUUCUCGCGCUCUAACUCUGUUCUCUUCGUUUUUGGCUGGAGAGCUUCCUCCGGCACACAAGAACUGAUCAAGAUAGCUUUGCUGACUGGAGUCGA